This is a messenger RNA of Micropterus dolomieu (smallmouth bass), 2903 nucleotides long. RefSeq names its product von Willebrand factor A domain-containing protein 5A-like. NCBI's taxonomy places the organism in Eukaryota, Metazoa, Chordata, Actinopteri, Centrarchiformes, Centrarchidae. The record is from RefSeq and is a predicted model, not a curated record. Bases 178 to 2754 code for a protein of 858 amino acids. The transcript is spliced from 24 exons.
UCUGCCCCUUACAAAAGACGGUAUAAAGGCAGCCCGUACUCGCCAUUCAUAGCUUUCAUAGGAAUACACAGAGCCUCGCCUCCAACGCAAAAACUGCUUCCCAGAAGUCUUUCGUAUUUUAUAUCCCUACCCGGACACUCGCAAAGCAGCAAUUACCUCUCACAGUGUUGAACCGGCAUGAUGGUGAACUGCUGUGGUCUGCUCACUGUCGAUAAGGAACCAGUUCCUCUGAAGAGUGUGGAGGUGGAUGUGGAGGUGAGGGACCAUGUGGCUACAGUGGUCUCCACUCUGAACUAUGAGAACAAGGAGGACAAACCACUGGAGGCUGUUUUUGUCUUCCCUCUGCCUGGAGAUGCUGCUGUCUGUCAUUUCAGCGCUAAGAUCGGACAGACACAGAUUGUAGCUGAGGUGAAGGAGAAGCAGGAGGCUCGGGAGGAGUAUGAUGACGCAUUGAGCUCAGGUCAGCAGGCCUUCCUAUUGGAGGAGAGUGAUCAGAGUCCAGAUGUAUUCUCUCUGAGUGUGGGCAGUCUGCCUCCAGGAGAGAGCGCCUCCAUCAGGCUGGAGUACGUCACUGAGCUGGCUGUGCAGGCUGAUGACGGGCUGCGGUUUUGCCUGCCUGCUGUGCUCAACCCUCGCUACCAACCUCAGGGCAGUGGAGGUGCCAGUGUCCAGGUGACUGCUGUUCCAGCCUCUCUGGUGCCCUACAGUCUGUCCUUCUCUGCCCGAGUGUCCUCUCCUCGUCCAGUCUGUAAAGUAGAGUCCAACUGUUCCCUGGACCCUCUGCAGUACCUCAACACAGAGCAAACCCAGGCCACGGUGAAGUUGGCUGCAGGACACAAGUUUGACAGAGAUGUUGAACUGCUGAUUUAUUACAAAGAUGCCCACCAGCCCACUGCUGUGGUGGAGGCAGGACAGGCCUCUGCCAAGCCUGGCACUCUGAUGGGUGAUCCAGUGGUGAUGCUGAGCCUGUACCCUGAGUUCCCCCAGGCUGUGAUGUCUUCAGUUGCCUCAUGUGGAGAGUUUGUGUUCUUAUUGGAUCGAUCUGGAAGUAUGGGUUGUCCUAUGAACAACAGCAGUAGUGAUCAGACUCGCAUUGGCAGUGCCAGGGAUACUCUGCUGCUCCUUUUGAAAAGCUUACCAAUGGGCUGCUAUUUCAACAUCUACAGCUUCGGGUCCAGCUAUGAACACAUCUUCCCUAAGAGUGUGGAGUACAGCCAGAAGACCAUGGAAGAGGCUCUGAAGAAAGUUGAGGAGAUGGGCGCUGAUCUGGGAGGAACAGAGAUCCUGAGGUCCCUCGAACACAUUUACAGUCAGCCCUGCAUUCUAAAUCAUCCUAGACAGCUAUUUGUCUUCACUGAUGGAGAGGUGUGGAACACCAAAGACAUUAUGAAUCUGGUGAAGAAGAAUUCAGGUUCCCACAGGUGUUUCUCUUUUGGGAUUGGGGAAGGGGCCAGCUCUGCUCUUAUCAAUGGGUUGGCCAAGGAAGGAGGAGGUCACGCUCAGUUCAUCACAGGGACUGACAGGAUGCAACCCAAAGUGAUGCAGUCGCUGCGAUUUGCUCUGCAGCCAGCUGUGGUGGACAUCUCAGUCACGUGGGAUUUGCCAAAGGGAGUGUCUGCCACUGUCCUCUCUCCACCAAUCACAGCACUUUUCCAGGGUCAGAGGUCACUGAUUUAUGCCCAGCUCACCGGACAGAGUUCAGAGGCAGCAGAGGGCUGUGUGACGGUGAAGUACAGCCUGGCAGGUCAUCCCUCUCAGAACCAGCUCCACUUCAGUCUCAGACCUGCAGAGGACUCUGGAUUAACGGUCCACAGGUUGGCUGCUCGGACUCUGAUUCGCUCCCUGGAGAUGGAGGAGAGAGGCCGCAGAGGACAGCAAGAUGGAGGAGUGAAGGAGAAGGUGGUGGAGCUCAGUGUCCAAUCAGGAGUGAGCAGUUCCUUCACUGCCUUCAUAGCUGUCAACAAAGGCGACGGCGAGGCGAUUCAAGGACCUCUGGUGCGCAGAAAUGUUCCAACACCCAGCCCAAUGAGGAUGGCCUAUAGCAUGGCAGCAUUUAGUCAGCCAGCCGCCUGUCGUCAAGGAGCUCUGCAGGACUGUAGUGUGCGUUCCAGGCCCUGUGCUCGUCAAAGCAGCAUGAAUUGUUCGAGUGGCAGUAGGAUGCUAUCGUGUCCUUCAACAGUUUAUGAUACCUGUAACUUGGAGAUUCGCUACAGUGAGUGCAGUUUGGGUGAUCCAUUCGAAAAGUCGGCUGGAACCUCACUUCCUGUGUCUAAGCUUAAAAACAAUGGAAAGUCUGUUAAGAAGAGAAGUGUUUUCAAAGUUUUCCGCAGAAUCAGCGGCUACUUUAAAGGUGGUCAGAGUGCCUCACCUCAGACCAACGACACGCCUUCACCUGGGCAUGCAGGCACUGAGCCCAGGCAGCCAUCCAGAGACCAUUUGCUGCAGUUGGUCUCCCUCCAGAAGGCGUCUGGCAGCUGGGUGCUGGAUCCAGCUCUGGCUGCUGCACUAGGAAAGACCAGCAAGGAGGUGGAGAACCUAAAACCUGCAUCGGUGAACCAGGAAGUGUGGGCCACCAUUCUGGCUCUGAUCUGGCUUCAUGGUUUCAAGAUGGAUGCUCAGGAAGAGUGGGAGCUUCUGGCUAUCAAGGCUGUGUCAUGGCUCCGUGCUCAGAAUGCACCAUGUGUGACAGAGUGUGUGGAAGCUGGAAAUGCUCUGCUGGGUUGCAACGUGCAGAAAGACGCCCUGGGGCUCUGAGGUUUUCAUUAAAGUGGCUUCUCCUUCAGGACUGGUACACAGAAGCAGAUCUAUUCCACAAACUUUAUCAUUUUUGCACUGUUCACAUUUAGUUAUGCAGCUGUUUGUUAAGCCCUUGCAUAUUAACUGAUGUAGUAAAAUAUGUUUUG